Messenger RNA from Penicillium concentricum, 795 nucleotides. RefSeq names its product benzoate 4-monooxygenase cytochrome P450. Lineage: Eukaryota; Fungi; Ascomycota; Eurotiomycetes; Eurotiales; Aspergillaceae. Gene Ontology annotation, molecular function: monooxygenase activity; heme binding; oxidoreductase activity, acting on paired donors, with incorporation or reduction of molecular oxygen. The coding region runs from base 1 to 795 and encodes 264 amino acids. The record is from RefSeq and is a predicted model, not a curated record. The transcript is spliced from 4 exons.
AUGUUCUCCAAUAUAUCCUACCUUUGGCUGGUUUUCAGUGGAAUAGGCUUUUAUCUUAUCUUGAGAACUAUCUAUCGUCUCUACUUCCAUCCCCUGAGAAAAAUUCCUGGGCCCAAAUCAACCGCCAUAACACACGCAUACAAGUUUUACUACGAUUUUACCUGCGGGGGACAACUUCUUUUCCAGAUUGAAAAGAUGCACCAGCAAUACGGCCUCAUCGUUCGAAUUAACCCCCGUGAAGUACAUGUUAACGAUCCUAUGUUCUAUGAUGAGAUCUAUGCCUCUAGCACCCGAGUGCGUGACAAAGAUCCAUUUUCUUCUCUAAACGCUCCGUCUCGGAGUUAUCACCUGCAUGUGAAGAAAUCAUACAGAGUGACACAUUUUCUGCCCUAUCGUCCUGAUAUCAUCACAUAUUACUGCUUCGGGAAAAGUUGGAAAUUCAUUGAGGAGAAGACCUUCUGCAGUGAUAUUCGCACGGCUGUUAGUGAAGCCACUGCCCUUGUCCACCCGAAUCGCUUUAUUCCAUGGAUAAUACACCUUCCAUACGUGGUUCCGUCGAAGGUCAUGUUCUGGUUACAGCCAGGAUCGGCAGCCCUGUUCAAGGUUGCAAAGGCAAUCUUUGAUCAAAUUAUGGAGGCAAUGCAGAAUGGUAUCAUAAAUGAGGCUCUGCGCCUCUCAUAUGGGUUGCUUGGUCGGUUACCUCGCGUUGUACCGGAUGAAACCCUGCAAUAUAAAGGUCAUAUAAUUCCUCCUGGGGUACGUAUGUAUCAAUUGCCUAUGCGAUACCUAUAUUAA